AAACAGCAGAAAACUGCUGCCACUGGUGGCUUAGCAGUGACACUGGCUCAGUUGCCUGGUGCUCGCUCUUCAGUGCCCUCAACACUCUCCUCACUUGCUACCCCAGGGCACGCUGGCGACACCCCAGGCUCUGUGCCCGUUGUGUGACUACCCCAGGGCACGCUAGGGAAAUCCUAGGCUUUGUACCCGUUGUGUGUCUAACCCAGGGCACGCUAGCGAUACUCCAGGCUCUGUACUCGUCUUGUAUCCACCCCAGGGCGCGCUAGCAAUACCCCAGGAUACCCCAGGCUCUGUACUCAUCGUGUGUAUCACCCAGGGCACACUAGCGAUACCCCAGGCUCUGCACCUAUCGUUUAUAUCCCCAAGGGCACAGUAGCGAUACCCCAGGCUUUGUUCAAAUCAUGGCUCUCUGACGGACACGGUGUGUUAUCCAUGUUCUUGAUGCGACGGGGCUAGCACGUCCAGAGUGUGUUGUGGCUCCUCAGGAUACAGUGAUCAGGAGACAGUGUUCGGCUGUACUGGGAACUCCUGUCACGAGCGUUGGUGCGACAAGUUAGCAGCAUCCGGCACAGCAACGUCAGGCGUCAGCAGCAGUAGCAGCGUCAAGAGGCACUUGCUGAACCAUUGCUGAGAGGUCGGCGAGAGGAAGAUGUCAGCGUGAGGAAACUGGCAGGUCAUUCUGCCAUUGUGGGAACUUCCUUAACCCCAUCACACCUUCCUUAUAACUGACGACCAGCUGCUGCACUGAUGGAGUUCUCUCGCAGUACCCAGGACAAAGUGGCGCUGCGAGACGUGGCUUAUGUCAUCCGCUUCGGUCACUUCCCCAGCGAGGAGGAUGAUGCUGGGGGCUCCUUCAUCACCUCUCACAGACACCAGUUCAUGUCUACACCUCAACAGACCGCUGACAUCUCUCCUUCGCCUGAACUAAGUAUAGCCAGUGAUGAGCAAAUUCUUUUCAAUGAUGAACAGAAUUUCUUUAACGAUGUCCAAAAUCGCUUUGCUGACGACCGGAACCCCUUUGUCGAUGCUCUGAAUCCCUUCGCCGAGGACGGCAGCCUUGCCGUUGAAGACCAGUCCCCCAAUAUCAGUCAGAAUUCCUGCUCCAGUUCUUCCAUUUCCAGACCCAAUGAUGAUUCAAGUGUGCCCAGUUCCCCUGUCGGCGACCAGUGUCCCACUACGGAGAGAAGACAGAGUGAACUGUCUUCGUAUAAAGACAGGUUCACUACGCCACUACCAACUUCUGUCUCACCAAGCCUGUCCGCACCCCAGACACAAGUCUCCCCGAGCCUAUCUACACCCCAAACACCAGUCUCCCCGAGCCUGCCCACACCUCCAGCUGAUAUCUCCACUUUCUUGCCCAUACCCGAAACAGAAGUUUCCCCGAACCUACCCACAGCCCCAGCAAGAGUCUCUAAGACCCUGGAAAUAAACAAUGUCUCCCGGGCCCACGUGAAGGAACUCAUCACUCAGGCUUUCAACGUGACCCGUCUUGACCUGUGCCGCAUGGUAGAGGACAUUGGUAACAGUAAGGUGGCGCCAGCUGUGGAACUGCUGCUCGAGGAGAUUCGAACUGAAGGUCUCGCUCUGGAACCUACCACAGGCAGUCCGUCACCCCCAGUAGUGUUCAUUCGUGCUGUGUUGAGCGGUAAAAACUGUUUCUCCUCCUUCACCAGCACCUCAGCCACCAAGGUCACCAACAACACUCUCACACUGACAGUGAAGAACAUGUACACAGAUACACUGCUGCUGGAGGUCUGGAAAGCUGGAAGAAGUUCACCGGUGGAGGACGCUCAGAAUACUGCAGUUAUUGACAUCCUGGGCCGCCUUAUUAAUACCAGCAUCAGAUACAGGAAGGACAAAGCGAAUGUUGCCACUUGUUCCAGAUCUUCUUUUACGGUGAUGUACAGAAGCAGUGAGGAGGCUGCCAGUACCACAGAGACGAACCAGACGAGUCCGUCAUCAGACGCUGGUGCCGGGGCAGCUCUAGAGAGCUCAGAGGAGAGAGAUGAGGUGGAUCACUCUGAUGAAACACCGAUCAUCAAUGUCUCACUCUGGGAGGACAGGAACCAACGAGAUCGCUCACGAAGCCUUAACGACUCCCACAAAAUCACAAAGAAGACAAGUCCAAAAAUUGUGGAAGUAAAAGAAAAGAAAACGGUAAUUACUAAUGGCGUGGCGCGUCACAAUGAAAGCUGCAGUAACGUGGCUCCUGAUGACAACAGUGAGAAUGGACUUUCCAAUGGGAACGACGUGGACUCAGGAAGAAAUGCAAGUGAUACUACUGAUAUGUCAGACAGUAUUUCUGUCAGUUCAGAGCUCUGCCUUGACCACAUGAGAACAAGUACGCAUAGAGAUAGAUCAGCAAGCGUCCAAAAUCUUGAUCUAUCACCUAGCACCAACAAAGUGCAGGAAAAAGGCAACAUACGUAAAGGCAGUCUGAGAAUAAGCGCUUCUAACCUUAGGGCAUCCGUGCGUUCUAGUUUCAAGAAAUUUAACCAUAAUAAAUCUCCAGAUUCAAAAAAUCUCCAACACAAAUCUGCUGACACAUGCUCCUUGAGAUCAGAGACAGACAGUGUCUCGACGUCGCCCAAUCCCUUUAACGAAGAGGCUGACAUAGACACAAGUAAUCCGCACGCACAUGCUCAGGAGUCACCCACUGCAGAAAAAAGUAAACUAGAGAAAAAACUGUCUUAUGAUACUUCAAAACAAAAUGGGAAUAAUAAUCUAGACCGUGAGAGGUCGAGAAGCACAAUAAGUAUCACAUCUUUCUCGAAGAUAAACUUGGGCAUACGAAGAUCAUCACAAAAAGCAACAGAAAUAUUUAAAAGAAUUGGGAGCAAAAAAGAUAAGAAAUCUUCUAGUGAGACCUCUUCUCCUGACCUCAGGAGACAGAACUUAACAAACGACAGCACAUCGAUAUCAAGUUUUCAGAUAGAGAGUUCUCGUGAGGGAGAGGAUAAUGAAGACUCGCUGGCUGAUACUCACAGCACACACGACGCCUUGGAGACGCACACCAACGGUACUGCUCUCAGUGAUACACCUGUGUUAUCUUCUUACUUGAGAAAGUCUUUCAGAACCAAGUUUUCAACUCCAAGAACUUUAAGAGCAUUUAGGAACUUGAAAGAUAAGGGAAAUACCAAGAAACAAUUGGAAUCAAAGACCAGCGGUGAAGGACACACUGACGAGCAGUGUGUUGACGGGGAGACGAACUCACGUCAUCAAAAUCCUCCAGAAAUACAAAGUUACCUUUCAAGUAUUGGUAAAGGUCAUCUCAAGGCUGAACUUGUCGCCCAUGUCAGCGUCCCUUUGAAGACUCUAAUAGGUACGUGGAAGAGGGAAGGCUGGCUGCCUCUGAGUCUCACCAACGUUAAAGAUGACAUCUCGACUCAGAAAAAGAAAAAGUUCAAUAGAGCAGGUGGAAAUGUAACAGUUAAAAAGACAUCAAAUAAAUCAAGUGUGUCGUGUAAGUUGCACAUCUGCCUGACACUUCCCACACCUGAGUCUGAACUCACCACCACUGGUUAUGACACUUACAGUUCUACUCUUCGUAGCCUCAUUGAUAUGCAGGUUCAAGCUCUGGAUACUGUUCGUGACUACAAGGGCAGCGUUGGGGUGGUGGGUGAGGUGUUGCUUCAGCAGUUGGUGUUCUUCUCCAGGGUGUCUGAUCCACAUAAGACCCUCGCCAAGUGGCUUGUUUUAGUUGAAGUCAAGCCUUCAGACCCCGAACUCCUGCUGCCGCUACUGAAAGCCAUAAGGACCCACCUGGAAGCUGGUCUCUAUCUCACCACACAGAAACGUCAGCUGGCUGGCUCCCUCUCGCGUCUGGGUCUGCCAUCUACUCAUCCGGCAUCAUCGGGACCUGUAGAUGCCGGAUUAAUGACUUUGCCGGAUCACAGAGUAUUAGGUAAAUACACUUCACCCAACGGUGAAUAUUUACGCAUUGGCGAUUGCACCCAAGUUUAUGCCCCAUUUCUGAUUAACAUUAACAUAACUCAUCAUGAAAAUGGAUCAGUAUUUCUAUUAUUCAUGAAAACGGAUAGAUAUCAGCAGGGUGGGAUUAAGGAAUGGGCUUUAGAGGCUGCAACCCAGCUGGACGGCCUCCAGAGGCUGCAGCCCAGGGACCUCCGCCCAGUUGGAGGGCCUCCAGAGGCUGCAGCCCAGGGACCUCCGCCCAGUUGGAGGGCCUCCAGGGACUGCAGCCCAGGGACCUCCGCCCAGUUGGAGGGCCUCCAGGGGCUGCAGCCCAGGGACCUCCGCCCAGUUGGAGGGCCUCCAGGGACUGCAGCCCAGGGACCUCCGCCAGUUGGAGGGCCUCCAGGGACUGCAGCCCAGGGACCUCCGCCCAUGUUGGUUCAGGGAAGCCGACGUGAGGAACUACGACGACUCAGGAGCGCCUUGGCUGACACACACACCUUCCUCACUAAUCAAGACGGUGUAGGACUCCAGCUCCCGGCCGAGGUCAAUAAGGAAUAUGAGUCGUUGCAAGAAGAGUUGAAGAUUCUAGGAGCCACUUCGCCAGAACUUGUCUCCCAAUUUUACCAUGAACGGUACCAAGAGCAGCUUAAAGAGGGUCCCAGUGCUUCUCGUACUCUUGUUCUUAAUGCAGCGUUCACAGAGACAGGGUUGCGAGUACAUGUAGUGCAGGGACCAGGGGAGCAGGCAGGGGGCGUGCUGGUCAAAAUCAGGGUGGAGCCACAGGAAUGGUUCCCUCUGGCUGAUCCCUGCAAGACACACCUAGCUAAGGGCGACCCUGCAGUUUUUAAUGAGAUAUUUAGAUUCCCGAGUGUGCUUCAAGACCACCUGGGAGGCGAGCAAGGCGGGGUGCUGACACUACAGCUACGGACUCCAAGAUUACUAGGCAGUAGUGUUGUACAUUGUGAGGCUGUGUUUCCACUCUCUGAACUGCCUCGCAUCCCUGAGGCUAGUGUCCUCAGUAUUCAGCACCUACGUGUACCCCUAACCAGACCCUGGAAACUAACAUCGUAUAAGCCGCUGGAGGCGCUGAAGAGCCGCGCCCUGGACAAGAUAGCGGUGGACUUCCUGAAGGUGCUGAGUGAGCGCUGGGAGCCCAGGGACUCCUCCAUCCAGAUACAAGACUCACAGAAACUGAGAGCAACCUUUGCUAGGGCCAGCAGCGUCAGAAACAGCAUGAAGGGAGGCAGAAAGAUGUUGACUUAUAAAUAUGUGGCAGAAAAUAAACUUAGUUUACCGUGAUGUUAAAAGGAAGUUAAUUCUUAAUGCUUCACUGCUCAGUGUGAAUCACUUAUCCAUUCGUGUGACGUAUAUGUAAGAUAUUCUCUUAAAUCAUCAUGAAUGUAAUUCAUCAAACACUAGUGUUUUUUUUUUUUUUUGAUGAUUAUGCAUUUGAUACCAGUGACAGAAUUUUAUUUGUAAGAGAGACAAAAAUAAUUGAGAGGGUUCACAGGUUUCAAAGUUAAACAAAUACAGUCUUCAAAAUGAUGACUCAUGUAGUUGGAAUUAUAUCACUGUAAUGGUUAACUUCUUCUUCCAUGUAUUUGUAGUCAUAGUUCUUGAAUAUUAUAAUGUGUUAACGAUCAAUGAGGGAGGUGGGGCGCUGGAGGCCUGAGACGGGGAGUUGUAGUGAUAUCAGUAGUUCAGACAACCGACAAGUUUAUGAAGGAGAUGCUUGUGCAACACUUGGGUGUCUUUAUUGUGGAAACGUUUCACCAGCCAGUGGCUUCUUCAGUCCAGUACAGAGGAGAAUGGUGGAAGACCAGAAGGAGCUUGAGGUAAUUAGCCCCUCAGCCUGGAGUCGAUGUGUUCAGUCCAUCAGUCAUGAGACUUCUAUCAAGACUGAUGAACUGAUCACAUCGACUCCAGGCUGAGGGACUGAUUACCUCAAACUCCUUCUGGUUUUCCCCCACUCUUCUGUUUAUAAGACUGAAAAAAACCAGUAUCUGGCAAAAACGUUUCCACAGUAAAUAUACCCAAGUGCUGCACAUGUGUCGCCUUCAUCACACGGGGAUUCCCUUCUUAAAAUCUGUCAUAAAUCAGUCAAGUGCAGCUGUAAGACAGUCAACUGUAAGACAACUAUAAGACAGUCAACUAUAAGACAACUAUAAGACAGUUAACUAUAAGACAACUAUAAGACAGUCAACUAUAAGACAGUCAACUAUAAGACAGUCAACUAUAAGACAGUCAACUAUAAGACAGUCAACUAUAAGACAACUAUAAGACAGUCAACUAUAAGACAUUUAACUAUAAGACAGUCAACUAUAAGACAGUCAACUGUAACACAGUCAACUAUAAGACAGUCAACUAUAAGACAGUCAACUACACCGGAAGAUGAAGAUGUUUGGGUCACGUUAUGGUGUAUCCAACUGUGUUUCUGUGGCGGUCGAUAUGGCACCAAUAUAUACCAUUAAUAUUUUUAAAGCAAAUAACAAUAAACAUAUAUGAUGAGGUAGACAGUGUGACUUGUCAUCAUAAAUGUUAUAUUUCAGCAUUUGGUACUGACUAAUUGUGUAAAACUUUAUCACUUUGAGUUACUGUUGUAGAGACACAUACAAGUAUAUAUGAAUUAUUUCCUUAAAUGUCUCUUAUUGUUAAUAUAGAAUAUUAAUCAUAUAACAAGUCAAAAUUUUUCAGUGGAAAAAUAGGACGUAUAAACCUUUCUGUUUAAUUCCCAAAUAUUCCUUCUGUUUUCUGUUAAAAGAUGGAAAUGCUAAUGUUAACAUGGAAAAAUUGUU
Messenger RNA from Cherax quadricarinatus, 6710 nucleotides. Lineage: Eukaryota; Metazoa; Arthropoda; Malacostraca; Decapoda; Parastacidae. The record is from RefSeq and is a predicted model, not a curated record.